AGAGAGAGAGAGAGAGAGAGAGAGAGAGAGCGAUACACGCCUCUGUCCUCCUCCGGCACUCCAACUGGACUUGUGCAUUUGGACGGACGCGUUACCACCUCCUGUGUGAGCGCUGAUCGGGAUACUAAGCACGCAGCUAUUGGUUUAUUACACCCGCCGCUUUAUUUCCAUCUCCCUCUUUCGGGAAGAUUUACCCACGUCGUUCUGCAGCAGCGAGAAUUAGGCUAACUACAUGAGCCGGAGUCGAGGCAUGCGACCGAGCUUGUGAAAUUUAUCCCUCAUAAGAUUCUGGUGACUGUAUGAAAGAGCGCAGGAGGAAAAAAAAAAGAAGAGGUUAUUCCUGACUCCCCCUCUGCGCUGGAUGUGUAUUUAUGCGCCUGUACAUCGCUGCGACUGGUGAGACGGAUGAGGGCAUCUAGCUGCCACUGAGAUGUGAUUCUCUGCGGUUUUUAUUUCACUUUGACAAAGCAAAGCACUCGAUAACAGGCCUGUAUGGUGUCGGGAACACUGAGCUGUGAGAGAAACAGCUCACCACAAGACCGUCUGGGCUCAGCAGGAAGUACCUCCAUAUCUACUUCCAGGUCACACUCAGACGUCAUGUGGACCAGAUGCCUUCUCUUCAUCUCGACCUUGUUUGCCCCCAUUGCCAUUGUCUAUGGCCGUGCCCCUAUCCCCAUGGCAGUAGUCCGCAGGGAGCUGUCUUGUGAGUCCUACCCCAUCGAACUACGCUGCCCGGGCACAGAUGUCAUCAUGAUUGAGAGUGCCAACUACGGCCGCACCGAUGACAAGAUCUGCGACUCGGACCCCGCCCAGAUGGAGAAUACGCGGUGCUACCUGCCCGAUGCAUACAAGAUCAUGUCACUCAGAUGCAACAACCGUACUCAGUGUGCAGUGGUGGCUGGUCCAGACGUCUUCCCUGAUCCCUGCCCUGGCACGUACAAAUACCUGGAAGUCCAGUAUGAAUGUGUCCCCUACAAAGUAGAACAAAAAGUUUUUCUGUGUCCUGGCAUUCUGCGGGGAGUAUACCAAAGUGAACAUCUCUUUGAGUCAGAUCACCAAUCUGGUGCGUGGUGCAAAGACCCGCUGCAAGCCUCUGAUAAGAUCUACUACAUGCCCUGGACACCGUACCGCACAGACACACUCACAGAGUAUUCGUCAAAGGAGGACUUCAUCGCAGGCCGUCCCACCACCACGUAUAAACUGCCGCACCGUGUGGAUGGGACGGGUUUUGUCGUGUACGACGGUGCGCUGUUCUUCAACAAGGAGCGCACGCGCAACAUUGUAAAGUUCGACCUUCGCACACGCAUCAAGAGUGGUGAGGCAAUCAUUGCCAACGCCAACUACCACGAUACCUCACCAUAUCGCUGGGGGGGCAAAUCUGACAUCGACCUGGCAGUGGAUGAGAACGGACUGUGGGUGAUCUAUGCAACAGAGCAGAACAAUGGGCGCAUCGUGGUGAGCCAGCUCAACCCGUACACCCUGCGCAUUGAGGGUUCCUGGGACACCAGCUAUGACAAACGCUCUGCCUCCAAUGCCUUCAUGAUCUGCGGAGUCCUGUACGUUGUCAAAACCGUAUAUGAGGAUGAUGACAACGAAGGGACAGGGAACAAGAUUGACUACAUGUACAACACUGAUAAGGGCAAGGAAAUGACGGUUAACAUACCAUUCCCUAAUUCCUACCAGUACAUCGCUGCAGUGGAUUACAACCCUAGAGACAACCUGCUGUACGUGUGGAAUAACUACCACGUGGUCAAGUACUCACUGGACUUCGGCAACAACGAUUAUCGUCCACCUCCCAUGAUCCCCCCCAACCGAGGAGGCGUGGGAGGGGGUCCGAUCGGUGGGGGAGGCGGUUCCUCCUCUUCGUCCACUAGCCGGGCAACCACCACGCGUUCUCCUCCCUACUACACCACACCGAGGCCUCUCCUCACCACCUCGCCUGGACAGAGGUACCGCACAACCACCACAGUCCGCCAGCCCAUCCUGGUUCCUGCCGGAGGUUCGUCGUCCGACACCAAUCAGAUACCUGACACCAAUCAGAAAGCCGGGGGAAGAUCCCCUCCGGUGCAAGUCCCUCCGGCGGCCCCGCAGCCCCCUGCCCUGCCUCCCCAAGACUUCUGCAGUCCACGAGUGAUGGCCGACAUAUCGUGGCCCCAGACACAGCAAGGCCAGACAGCCAAACAGCCCUGCCCUGUAGGAACACUGGGCGUGGCUACAUACGUGUGCAUGGCCCAUUUGGGCUAUUGGGAUCCCCAAGGCCCUGACCUCAGCAACUGCACGUCGCCUUGGGUCAACCACAUCAUGCAGAAACUUCGGUCGGGUGAGACGGCAGCGAUUGUGGCCAGGGAGCUGGCAGAGCAGACCAAAGGGCUCCUGCGCCCUGGCGACGUGCCAUCCACAGUGCGGGCCAUGGCCCAGCUGGUCGAACUGCUGGACGUCCAGCUCAGGAACCUCACCCCCGGGGGCAAGGACAGCGCUGCUCGCAGCCUCACUAAGCUUCAGAAGAGAGAAAGGUCCUGCAGGUUUUUCACACAGGCGAUGGUGGAGACGGUGAAUAAUUUGCUGCAUCCACGGGCCCAGACAGCAUGGAGAGAGCUGCCCACCAGCGAGCAGCUGCACUCGGCUACUCUGCUCCUUGACACCGUGGAGACUGGGGCUUUUAUGUUAGCUGACAACCUCCUGAAGACUGACACGGUGCAGGAGACCACUGACUACAUCCAGCUGGAAGUAGCCAGGCUGAGCACGGAUGGGAACCUUGCAGACCUGACAUUCCCCCAGUCAGAACAACAUGGAAACUCCAUCCAGCUGUCAGCCAGCACUCUCAAACAGCACGGCAGAAACGGUGAGAUCAGGAUGGCGUUUGUCCUGUACAGGAACCUGGGCUCCUACCUGUCCACAGAGAACGCCAGCGUCAGACUGAGCAGCGAGGCGGUCUAUCCUAAUUACUCUGUUAUCGUCAACUCCCCAGUCAUCACAGCAUCCAUUAACAAGGAGAGCAAUAAGGUGUACCUGUCGGAGCCUGUGGUCUUCACUGUCAAACACCUGCAGCAUUCAGAAAAGAAUUUCAAUCCCAACUGUUCAUUCUGGAGCUACUCCAAACGCACCAUGACGGGAUUCUGGUCGACGCAGGACUGUCGUCUGCUGGCUACCAAUCGCACACACACCAGCUGCUCCUGCACCCACCUCACCAGCUUUGCAGUGCUCAUGGCCCACGUGGAGGUCAAGAAACCAGAGAGCAUGCACGACGUGCUGCUGGACGUCAUCACAUGGGUGGGGAUCCUCUUGUCGCUGGUCUGCCUCCUUAUCUGCAUCUUCACCUUUUGCUUCUUCCGAGGGCUGCAGAGCGACCGCAACACAAUCCACAAGAACCUCUGCAUCAGCCUGUUCAUCGCUGAGUCAUUGUUUCUGGUCGGGAUCAACAAAGCCGAUCAACCGAUUGUCUGUGCAGUCUUUGCGGCCUUGCUCCAUUUCUUCUUCUUGGCAGCGUUCACCUGGAUGUUCCUGGAAGGGGUGCAGCUCUACAUCAUGCUGGUAGAGGUGUUUGAGAGCGAACACUCCAGGACUAAGUACUUCUACCUGGCAGGAUAUGGAGUACCUGCUGUCAUAGUGGCCGUCUCUGCUGCGGUGGACUACAGGAGCUAUGGCACCGAUCGAGUGUGCUGGCUGCGUUUGGAUACAUACUUCAUCUGGAGCUUCAUAGGUCCGGCAACGCUCAUCAUUAUGCUGAACGUUAUCUUCCUCGGUAUCGCUCUUUAUAAGAUGUUCCAUCACACAGCCAUUCUCAAACCAGACUCCGGGUGUCUGGACAACAUCAAGUCUUGGGUGAUCGGGGCCAUAGCCCUGCUGUGUCUGCUGGGUCUCACCUGGGCUUUCGGCCUAAUGUACAUCAACGAGAGCACCGUGAUCAUGGCCUACCUUUUCACCAUCUUCAACUCUCUGCAGGGCAUGUUCAUCUUCAUCUUCCACUGCAUACUGCAGAAAAAGGUGCGCAAAGAGUACGGCAAAUGUCUGCGCACUCACUGCUGCAGCGGCAAGAGCGUGGAGACGUCCAUCUCCUCCUCCAGUAAGACCACCACGUCACGGACCCCGGGCCGCUACUCCACAGGCUCACAGGUGAGCUUACCUGCCUGCACACCUGGACGCUACAGCACAGCAGACUCUCAGAGUCGCAUCAGGCGGAUGUGGAAUGACACUGUGAGAAAACAGGAGUCCUCCUUCAUCACUGGAGACAUCAACAGCUCUGCCACGCUCAACAGAGCACCUUACCGAGACACAAAGGGCAUCCUGAACAACGCAAGAGACUCCAGUGUUAUGGAUACACUCCCUCUCAAUGGUAACCAUGCCAACAACUACAGCAUGGCCAGCAGCGAGUACCUGAGCGACUGUGUCCAGAUUCUGGAUCGCAGCGGCGGCUACGGCACCCACAGCAACCACAAGGAGACCACCCUGGAGAAGAAGAUCCUCAAGGAGCUCACCUCCAACUACAUCCCGUCGUACCUCAACAAUCAUGAGAGAGCGACCACCGAGCGCAAUCACAACCUGAUGAACAAGCUGGUAAACAGCAGCAUGGCCAAUGGAGGGAGCAUGGCAGGUGGCAGCAGCAGCAGCAGCAGCAGCGGAGUCGGUGGGUGUGUGGGCAGCAGUAAAGAGGACAACAGUCCCAUGGUGCUGGACAACCCUGCAGCCUUCCCCCAUGAGGAAAACCUGGGCUUGGAGAUUAUCAGAGAGGAGUCCAACGCGCCUCUCCUGCCGCCGCGGCCUCCUCCACCAGACAGCCACCCACCGCCACCGCCUCCCCCUCACAGCUUCUCCCGGCCACGUCGCAUACCCCAGGAGACAAGCGAGAGCUUCUUUCCCCUGCUGACUAAUGAGCACACUGAUGAGCACACGCAUUCACCAAACCACAGAGACUCACUCUACACCAGCAUGCCAGUGCUGACGGACCUCCCAGAUGGGCAGAUGAACGGUUUAACAGACGGAGAGGAAGACAGCUCCGGAGAGCUGCAGCCCUGUAAGAGUGCCACCGCUCCGGAGCUGGAUGAUGUCUAUUAUAAGAGCAUGCCAAACUUGGGCUCCAGGAAUCACCUUCACGAGCUGCAGAGCUACUACCACAUGGGCCGUGGUGGCAGCGAUGGAUACAUGGUGUCUGGGAACAAGGAGGAGUCCGAUUCGUCGCCCGAGGAGCCGCCUGUAGACCCUUCUCACCUGGUUACCAGUCUAUAGAGCCAAUCAAGACUUCUAUCCCUCCCUGGCCCACUUUCACACAUUCAACCGUCCAAUGAAGACAUUCUGUGUUGUUGACUGACAGACCGAGCUGGCCCGCCCCUGGAUUGAUGUACUUUGCGCGACACUAACUUUGGCUCAUGACAAUAUGGUUGAGACAUCACAGGUCAAAUGAAAGCAGGGACUGAAUGUAUUGUCAUCAAUGGUGCAGACUGAGAGGGCGGUUCUGAAAGACGUUUUGCAAACAUCAAACACGAGUUGAACGUGAAACCUGGAACGAAAACGGAAGGGGGAGGGAUUCUGUAAUUUUACCGUACCUGUUACUUUAAUUUGGAAACUUGGAUUGACCGUAGCCCUACAAGUUCCCCAAUAUGGACCUCUAGCAGAUCAUAGCAUAUAGUCUCCACUACCACCACUACAGGGCCGCAGUGGCCCCCAGCCCUGGUUAACGGAGCUGCCUGUCUGUUUGUCUGUAUGUCUGUCUCUCUGUCUAACUCUUAAAGACACGUACUGGGAUGAUGUUUCCACCUUUUCCAAAGGGUACAGCAGGAUAAUAAACUCUGGUGUUCACAACACAAACUGGCCCCAAAGAGGCACCACUACCUGCCAAUCAAGUGAAGGAUGUAUGAUAUAUACCCUCACUACCGAUCAUCCAAAAAAAACUAUUUUAUUUGGGAAACUGAACUGUAACCAUAUCACGCUGAUGUUCUGAAUUCUCUUCCUGUUCGUAUCUGCUAAACUGGAGUUGUGUCUGGGCUGGUGUAACAUUCCUGCAAGUUGUAGUGACUGCGGCUACUGUGUAUUUCACUGAAAACAAAGAAGGAAGAUCAUAUUACAACAGACUGAAAUGAAAAAAAGGGGGGGAAAACAAAAAAAACAAACAAAUGGGUUCCGUUUCUUCUUCUUUCUUCUGUAAAAGUUUUCAGUUAUCAAAGGAUUAUGAAGAAAUCACAAACUGUUUCUAUGUAUUGUACAGAAUACAGAUACAGAUACAAAUGUUGCAUAUGACCAAGUCUUUUAUUUUUUAAUUUUGAGUUGCAAACCUUUUGUCUGUGGAACUGUUCUGAAACGUCAUGACAUGUUCUGGUCAAGUGUAGACCACAGAACGAGCAAGGAACAAUCUUUCAUGUCACUCUUUCGUAAAUACAGAGACAGUUAAGCACUCCUUAAUUAAUACUGUAUACCCGACGCACACUUCAUUCUGGUCCUUUUUAUAGCAACACCACUGUCACUUACAUUUUACAAAUCAAUUGUUACUAUAUACUUUUACCACAAGUGUAGAUUUCAAAAUAAAAUGAAAAUGAAGUGCUUAAGUGGUGAAGGAGAUAAUUACUGUGGAAAUACUGUUUUACUGUUUGCUGGAAGUGGGCCUUGUCUCACUUGGACCCUGCAGGAGGAGCACAGGUAAAAAAAAAAAAAAAAAAAAAAAAAAGAAAAAAGGGAAAGAUAAUAGAUUUACGGAG
Stegastes partitus (bicolor damselfish) is the source of this 6686-nucleotide messenger RNA. It is a transcript of the gene adgrl3.1, whose product is annotated as adhesion G protein-coupled receptor L3.1. Bases 493 to 5223 code for a protein of 1576 amino acids. Lineage: Eukaryota; Metazoa; Chordata; Actinopteri; Pomacentridae. The record is from RefSeq and is a predicted model, not a curated record. The transcript is spliced from 25 exons. Gene Ontology annotation, molecular function: G protein-coupled receptor activity; carbohydrate binding. Gene Ontology annotation, biological process: cell surface receptor signaling pathway; adenylate cyclase-activating G protein-coupled receptor signaling pathway. Gene Ontology annotation, cellular component: plasma membrane.